AUGAUCGGGCCAUCGUCAGGGAAUGCUGGCGAGGUCACCGAGAGUCAGUGCUGUGCCUCCGCCAAACGGAAGAUCUUCGACGACUUGGAGGUCGAUGGCUCCAAACGAAAGGUCUUUGAUGAGUUGGACAUUGACAGCUUCUGCGAUGAGGUCCGCCAGACGAGUCGCAAACACUAUCUCGAGGAACUGGAGACGCCAGUGGAGCUGGUGGCUACAUCAAACGAUAUCAUCGCCAACGCGGCGGCACUCUUCUCGCCGAUGUCUGCCCAGGAGGUCAUCGAGGAAUCACAGGUGACGCGUCUGGAAGUAUUGCUGGUGGAUGGCACAAACUGCACCUGGACGACCAUGUCAGAGCUGGAACAACAGCAGAAUGUGGAUAUUCUCGUGACCUCGUCUUCCUCGUCGUCGUCUUCAGUCUCAUCAACCUCGUCCUCGUCAAAUACAUCUGGAUGUGCAGAACGUCAUCCUACGGAAACUUAUAUUGAAGAGCUUCAUUAUCAGCCGACAGUAUCAAUGAAUUAUUGGGAACCAGUCGCCGCCCCCGUAAUCUCGCUUGCCAAUCUGAACACGCAGCAAAAUAAAGGAACAAUAAGCAAUAAUCAGCAACAGCAGCAGCAGCAGCAGCAGCAGCAGCAGCAACAGCAAUUCGAGGAUCAAGAGAAUGGAAAUUUGUCAUGGUUGUUGGACUUCAAACUGGAUUCAUUCAUCGAAGCCGCGGAUGAUAGAUGCACUAUAGGACCCACCGCAACAACAAAGAACAAUUAUUGUGGCAAUAAGAAUAAACCGAACGGAAGGUCGCAUGGUUCCAAUUACGCCAACGACGUCAAGAGAGGAUAUGGCAGUCACGAAAAUUCGUCGAUGUAUCGACAGGACGUAAACCAGGCGACUUAUCCCACUAACGGAAACGACAGUCGAAAUUUCUCGUCCGCGCGAUCCAAUGGGCCAAAGAAGCCACCCUUUACUUAUACGGAAUUGAUAGAACAUGCGCUACAGGAAAGAGGCGAGCUCACUGUUUCCGCGAUUUAUCAGUGGAUCUCCGAGCAUUUUCCUUAUUAUAAAAGCAACGAUGAUCGCUGGAAGAACUCCGUCCGGCAUAAUCUCUCGAUAAAUCCGCACUUCAGGAAAGGAUCGAAGGCGACUCAUGGAGCAGGUCAUCUUUGGGCGAUCGCGAAUCGUGGCGAUUGUAGACCUCGUUCAUUACCAGUUACUAGUCUGACAAAUACUACACAAAUACAAGUAACACAAAAUGAGUCUGAAGAAUCCCGGAGUAACAAAAUCAUCAGCCAAAUUAUGGACGAGGUGGAGGCUGCGACGGCGAGCAUCACACAGCCGAAUUCUGAAGAGGAUGCGGACGAUAUACUGAAUUCUGUGACGCUCGAGCAUUCCGCCGAGCAAAUACUCAACGGAAUAAAACGGCAAGUGGAAGUGCAGUAUCUAGUUCCUAUGGUGAACGAUUCCGAGGCAGGUCAACAGAAUGAACAGAUAGAGCAACAAACGGAUACGCUCCAAUGCUCCUUCAAGGAAAGUGAUUUUCUGAACCCGGUAUCCAAGGAAGUCGUCGCUGAGGAAUGCGGACUCGUAAACGAGGGAUAUCUAGUCACGGAUCCGACUACUCUGGGAUUAAACGUGGUCGAUCCCGAGAUUAUAGGAUCGGAAAAUCUCUUCGGUGAGGAGCUCAGCUUUCAAUUUUAUGAAUUGACGUCGCCGUCGCAGCUGCAAUCCGCCUGACACACAGAGAGCAACAAAGUACAUCUUAUUGUGAUUGACGAACUUCAGAUACAGAACGCACGAUCGUAUGACAACCAGCUGGUUCGCAAUGUUGCCGAAACCGAGAAGAAUGUCUCAGAGCGGGAAAACUCGCAGAAAAAAUCGCUUGUCAAUAGCGAUCGGAUCAACGAGGACUAUACGAUGACGAGAAGCUGAUCUUACUUGAGAAAUUUUUUAUAAUGACUCGGAAUGUUCGAUCAUUUUAUUCGACGCGGCUGCUAAAUUAACUAGAAGCUUAAUUGAAUCAGCUGAACCAGUUAAUUGAUAUGUUUUAUGGAUGGAUAACGAGUCAAUUACAAAUACGAGGAAAUCUUAUUUCUCAAAUACAACAUAGUUCGAGGAUUUGAUAAUCGCGAUAAUCACCGAAAGACUUUAGAGUGA
Messenger RNA from Atta colombica, 2148 nucleotides. Its product is annotated as forkhead box protein P1-like. The record is from RefSeq and is a predicted model, not a curated record. The coding region runs from base 1 to 1728 and encodes 575 amino acids. Gene Ontology annotation, cellular component: nucleus. NCBI's taxonomy places the organism in Eukaryota, Metazoa, Arthropoda, Insecta, Hymenoptera, Formicidae. The transcript is spliced from 5 exons. Gene Ontology annotation, biological process: regulation of DNA-templated transcription. Gene Ontology annotation, molecular function: cis-regulatory region sequence-specific DNA binding; DNA-binding transcription factor activity.